UAAAAAUAGUUUAAAAAAAAACCCAAAUGCUUAAACCUUAGUGGCAUCUUAAACUUAAACCCUAACGAAAAUCCAUCGCCAAAGAAGCAGCAGCGCUCCAAGCAGGCAGCAUCAAUGGCGUGGCUAAUCCGACCCUUAAGAAGAACCCUUUUUUCUGCUUCCCUUAGAACCCCACUCCUUCAUCAACACCCAAACUCCACCUCCUUUUCCAACUCCAGAAACUACAUCUCCGAUAUGCGUAAGUCUGCUUUCCAAGACAACAUUUUGAGGCUCCUUCGCAAAGAAAUCCAAUACGAGCACGAUCACUGCCCUCCAAAACAACCCACGACCAGAUUCAAUUCUUUUACCGUUGAUGACCGAUCAGGAGAACAAUGGAUUAGAUUGAAAAGAAAAUUCGGAGAAAAAGAAGAUAUUACAAUUGAUGUAACCAUGUUUGACGGGUCUGUUACUGUCCCUGAUUCUGGUCAAGUACAGUCUGAUGAGCAGCUUCAUAUAACAUUUAUUGUCAACAUCUCUAAGGGGGAUGAUAGUGAUGUCUUGGAGAUUGUCUGCUCAGCUUGGCCAAAUACCAUAGAGAUCCAAAAAUUUUAUGUUCGCGGGUGUAAUAGGACAGCGAUUCAUCCUUACAUUGGUCCAGAGUUCAAGGAAUUGGAUGAACAACUGCAGGACUCACUUUAUGAGUUCUUGGAGGAAAGAAGUAUAAAUGAUGAACUUGCAAUAUUCUUGCAUGAAUACAUGAAAAACAAAGAUAAAACUGAGAUCAUUAGAUGGUUGCAAACUGUCAAAUCUCACAUUGAGAAGAAAUAGAGCAGUUUUUUUUGCUGUGUUCAUUUUGACUUGUUGCUGUUUUAGUUAACAAAAUCAUUACUUGCUAUACCAAUUCUAUCUGUGCCUCCAUUACAAGAAAUUGUGUUUGUGUAAAGCUUGAUGAAUCUAUUACUUGCCAAUAUCAACCCAAC
Messenger RNA from Gossypium arboreum, 959 nucleotides. RefSeq lists its product as uncharacterized. The coding region runs from base 115 to 807 and encodes 230 amino acids. The record is from RefSeq and is a predicted model, not a curated record. Gene Ontology annotation, cellular component: mitochondrial matrix. The transcript has 3 exons. NCBI's taxonomy places the organism in Eukaryota, Viridiplantae, Streptophyta, Magnoliopsida, Malvales, Malvaceae.